Messenger RNA from Pleuronectes platessa (European plaice), 8680 nucleotides. It is a transcript of the gene myo15b, whose product is annotated as myosin XVB. Lineage: Eukaryota; Metazoa; Chordata; Actinopteri; Pleuronectiformes; Pleuronectidae. The coding region runs from base 1 to 7128 and encodes 2375 amino acids. Gene Ontology annotation, molecular function: protein binding; ATP binding; cytoskeletal motor activity. The transcript has 64 exons. Gene Ontology annotation, cellular component: myosin complex; cytoskeleton. The record is from RefSeq and is a predicted model, not a curated record.
AUGCCAAGAAGCAGGAUACCUGUAGAGGUUGCUGAGGUGGAAGAUCUAUCUCAGUUGAAAGAGGUGUGCGAGAGCUCUGUGAUUUUGAAUUUGAAGAAGAGGUUCCACUGCGACUGUAUUUAUACUUACAUUGGAAACAUGCUACUGUCCAUUAACCCCUUCAAGCUUCUUAACAUCUACACAGCUGAGCUGAGACAGCAAUACCAGGGAAGACAGCAGCAGAAAAACCCACCCCAUGUGUAUGCCAUAGCUGAGGACACCUUCACACAGUCGCAGGCCUCAACACAGGAGCAGUGCAUCAUUAUAAGUGGCCAGAGUGGUUCAGGGAAAACAGAGGCAACCAAGCUGAUAGUCCAUUACCUCAGCACCAUGUACCAGGGCAGAAACAACAAUCUACGACAGCCCAUGAAGGUCUUUCCAAUUCUUGAGAGUUUUGGCAAUGCCAAGACCAUCCUCAACGACAACUCCAGCCGCUUUGGCAAGUACCUCCACAUCCACAUUCUAUGUGGUGUUGUUGUCGGGACCUCAUUGUCCAGAUAUCUCCUGGAGAAGUCCAGGGUUAUAUUUCAGGCCAAUGAGGAGAGGAACUACCAUGUAUUUUAUGAGAUCCUCGCAGGGAUGAACGACUGGGACAAACAGGAGCUCUACCUACAGGGACCUGAGACCUAUUACUACCUAAAUCAAGGUGUUGCCUGUAAAUUGAAUGGGAAGCAGGACAAACAGGACUUCCAGCUUUUGGUUCAUUGCUUUGAGACCAUUGGACUCCAUGCUAACCAGGUCUCCACAAUUUGGGCAAUUCUGUCCUCAAUUCUGCAGCUAGGCAACAUCUGCUUCAGCUCAUAUGAGCAUGAGUCCUUUGAGGUGUCUCACAUCUUCAGCGAUGCUGAGACCAGAAGAGUUGGCUCCUUGUUGCAGAUUUCUUCAGAAGCCCUGCAGACCAUCAUCACUCACAGAGUCACAGAGACAACCUAUGAAAAGAUCUACUGCCCCCUGUCUGUGGAACGUGCCAUAGAAUCCCGAGAUGCCAUUGCCAAAGCCUUGUAUUUGGUUUUGUUUGACUGGUUGUUGGAGCAGAUCAAUGACUGGCUGAGUCCCUCAAAGAUGGACAGCACAGUAGGGGUUCUGGACAUUUAUGGAUUUGAGGACUUGAAAGUUAACAGCUUCGAGCAGCUUUGUAUCAACUUUGCCAAUGAGCAGCUGCAGCACUUUGUCAACAAGGCAGUGAUCUCUCAGGAGCAGGAAGAAUACAGUGCAGAACAGAUCCAGUGGAACUUCAUGCAUCUCAAGAACUUCAACUCCUGUCUGGAACUGAUUUCCUCUAGGCCACAAGGCAUCCUGCAUAUAUUGGAUGAGCAGACUUGCCUCCCCCAGGCCACUGACCACACCUUCCUCCAGAAAUGCCACUACCACCAUGGGAACAGCCCCCACUAUGCCAAGCCAAAAAGUCCACUUCCAGUCUUUACUAUUUAUCACUAUGCUGGACCUGUCACUUAUCAGGUUCAGAAUUUCCUGAAUAAGAACCAUGACCAGUUCAAGACAGAAGUGGUUGAACUUUUUGCCAGGAGUCAGUUAAAGAUGGUGUCAGAGAUGUUCCAGAAGGUUCAUGAUGAUUACAUUCAGCAGAGAGAGCUUGGCUGGAGAAGGAAAGGCCUUCGCCAGCAGCACUUUACUGCUGCCUCACACUUCCUCCAGUCCUUGAAUGAACUCAUCACUCGCCUGGAGAGAUGCAAAACUACGUUUAUUCGUUGUCUGAAGCCAAACUAUGUUAAGCUACCAGGUAUCUUUGAUGUGGACUAUAUGUCAGCCCAGCUGAGGCAUGGAGGGAUGCUGGAGACUAUCCACAUCCGGAAAGAGGGUUUUCCCAUCCGGCUUCAAUACUCGUACUUCAUAGAAAGGUAUGGGCUUCUGUUGACCCAGCAAUUGAGUGAGGUGUCAGACAAAGAAAAGACACUGGCUUUGCUGGACAUGGUUGGUGCAGAGGAAGAACACUACAGACUGGGUCUUACCAAGCUGUUCCUCAAGGAGAUUCUGUACAAGCAGCUGGAGGAGAAGUGGAACAGCACUCAGACCUGGGCUGCCAUCACCAUCCAGAGGAACAUCAGGGGCUUCCUCUGCAGAAGGAACUUCAAGUUCUUCAGACAAAAAGCCAUUGUCAUUCAGAGCCACAUUCGAGGACACCAGGCCAGGAAGUACUACAAGCGUCUGAAGCAGUCCUUCACCCAGUUCUGGGCGGUUAUGCUGGUAACAAGAGACACCAUUAAGAGACGUCAUUGGAGGAAGGAAUUUCACAAGGGGAACAAAAAAACUGUAACAAAGACAGAGUCUGUCUUUGCAGGAAUGGAUGUGGGCAAGUUGGAGAUCCCUGCUGAGCUGUCAGCCAGACUCUUCAGUGCUGCAGGGUUGCAGCAUUUGCUACGGGUAAUAGAGGUUGCACCUCCACAGGUGAAGGCAGAACACAAGCUCAAACUGCCUCUGGAUAUAGACAGAUAUCCAUUCUCUCGCUAUGCCAAGUCCAUAUUAAAGGAUACAUGGUGUCAGCCUCAGGGAUACUCCCUUCAAAGGCCACUCACCUCUCUGGAGCCAGAAGAUGCAAAAACUGCCCUGGAAAUUUACAAACUGAUCUUACGUUUUACAGGGGAAUCAGACCUCAGCAGCUGGCAGGAGCAGAUGCUAGGUAACUACAUUGUUGAGAAGGGGCAGAGCCGACCAGCUUUGAGGGAUGAGAUCCUGGCUCAGCUAGCUCACCACACAUUGGGCCUGCAAGAGGAGCAGGACAUUAUGAGGGGCUGGCUACUGCUGGCCUGCUGCCUCAGUGCCUUUGUCCCAUCUCCCACACUGGACAAACCCCUUCUCAAGUAUGUAUCAGACCAUGGUCCAAGGGAGUACCGUUCGCUGUGCCAGCACAAACUGCUGACUAGUCUGCAGCUACCAGCUCCCACUUCGCGGAUCUACCCACCCACCCAGUUAGAGUGGAUGGCCAGCCAGAGGAAGGGCACAAUGCAGGUGGAAGUUCAAACCUUCAAUGAUGAGAAGCUGACAACUGAAGUUGAAUCAUGGACCACUGGCGAGCAGCUAGCAGCGUGGCUUCUUCAUUUCAGAGGUGUGUCUGGGGCAGUACAAGGCUGGUCAGUGUCUCUGCUGAGUGAUGAAGGCUGGUCAGAUCUAGCUGGCUCCGAUUUUGUCAUGGAUCUGCUGGCUGGAGCAGAGGCUGACGUGCUGCAACCAAUAGAAUCAGCCUCCUCUACAAACUCUGACUACCUGUUCAGCAGUCACGGAGACAGAUUGCCGGCUACAGAUAUAGAUGACCUCAUCCCUCCGGCACCGCCAGGGCAAGCUCCUGGGCUUCCCCCUUAUGAGAGAAGCCCCUGGGAAUCAGAUUAUCCACGUGAAAGGCACGGUCAACAGAUAGAUGCCUACGUUGAUGACUUGUUCGAUCCUGUCCUUGACCAAGGACCUGCAGAUACGGAAAGAGUAGCAAUGUUAAACCACAGGAUGAGAGGAGGAGGAGGCAUCGGACCAAUGUAUCCGGGUGCUCCUAUGUCGAUGCCAGGCUAUUCUAUGGGAAUGCCGGUUAACCCCUCAAUGCAAAGUUAUUAUCCAUCUCCUAUGAUGCCUAACAUGACAGCCAUGCCAAGCAUGCCAGCAAUGAUGAUGCCUCAGGCUCCCAUGCCUGCUCCUCCUGUCAUUGACCCAAUUCAGACAGCAGCAGCACAGCAGGCACUAAUCAACCAGCAGGCAUAUAUCAUGGCCCAACAAAUGACGUUGCAAGCAAUGAGUCUGUCCCAACAGCAGAUACAAGAACAGCAGAAGGAACAAAGGCAGAGACAGAAAGAGCAGGACAGAAAGCGAGAGGAGGAGCAAGAGGAGGCGAGGAAGUGGAGAAGGCGGUCUGAUCAACGGAUCAGUGAAGCUCACUCAGCCCCACCUGUCCAGUCCAAAACACCCACAACUAAAAGCACCUCUACCUGUCAACUUGAGCCAGAACCACAGAUAAAAAUUGAUUCAACGGUUCCAGAUAACCUACCUUCUUUUACACACAAGAGACAAUACUUCCAAAAGAUCGGCACUCAGCCCCAAGAUGAAUUCAAAACCCCAAAGCCUCAUCUGGUCCUCUCUAGCCCAGUUAAACAGCAGCACCCUCCCUUGCCAUUGGAUCGUCCAUCACCCCCACCUACAGCAUCUAAGCCUGAUGUGAAGUGUCCCUUGGUCCCUUCUUCUACGGAAUCAGAUCCUCCGAUCGAAAUGCCUACAGAGUCUCGGAUCACACCCACAUCCAACAUCAGAGAAAUCAUCAAACUUUACAACAGCCGAGCCCUCCCAGAGCCCAAACCAUUUGAGCCUGUCAGACCCUCUGCACGGCAUUUUAUAAAGAAGGGUGACCCCAAAGAGGAAGCUUUGGCCAAACUAAAAAACAGCUCACCAAUGCCAGAACAGAAAAAGUACCUGCCUCCUUCGCCACUUCCAAGAACCCCACCUUCGCCUCCUUCCGGGGUGGGUUCCCAAAUCAUUUCCAGCAACAUGAAGCAGAAGCAGCGCUCCCUGGAAAGCCUGUUUGGUUCACAGCGUUCGCAGCAGACUCCACCUAUCCCAACUGACUUGCCACCAGCUCCUCCACAUCCAACAUCCACCUUGCAGGACAUCCCUGACCCACCAUCCAUGGCUGCCCCAUCUCUCAACAUGAUGCCUGAAGAGGACAGCAUUCAAUCUGAGUUUCAGCGAUUUUCAGCAGGGGUCUACUUCUCUUACUCCAACAUGCUGGGAAAACUGUUCAUGCGAAAAGAAGUGUUUUACCCUAGAGAGAUGUUCAACCAUCCGUACAUUCUCAAUCUGUUAUGUGAACAGAUCAUGAGGGACACAUACUCUGACAGCUGUGUGAGGAUCAGCAGAGAGGAAAAGAGGAAGAUGAAAGACUUGCUCUCAAAUUUCAGUGUGGGAAUGACCAUAAGCACCAUCCAGGAUGACAACAUGAAAAAAAGGAUCGUCAUUGCUGCUCGAGACAACUGGGAAAACUACUUUAGUCGACUAUUCCCUGUGAUGUCAGACAGUGGGGAUGCUGAGCUUUUGGGUGUGUCUCAUCGUCGGAUUCAUCUCUUGAAGGUAGCCAGAGCAUCAGGCAUCAACCCAAAACAUCUCUGUCUGCUUAGAAGCUACAGCUUUGCAGAACUGUUCUCAGUUGACCAACAAGGUGCAGGCAGAGUGAAACUGGAGCUGAAGAAUGAAAACUUGGUGCUGCAGUCCAACAGAGCCCCUCAGAUCACUGCCAUGAUCCAAUUAUUCCUUCAGGAGCUCAUCAAGGACUCAGGUCAUGUCAUUGCCCUGAAGAGUUUUGUGACAGAUGACAAGAGUCUGCUCAGCUUCAGCAAGGGUGACAUCAUCAAAGUUCUACCAAUGGAAGGAAUCCAGACAGGCUGGUGUUUUGGGACCUUGGGAGGGCGGUCUGGUCUUUUUCCAGAAGAUGUUACUCAGCCAUCUGCAGCCCCGGACUACCACUCUCUCCAACCUGACCAAACAGAUCCUAAGAGAAAAAGCAUAAGAAGCACAAAAGUUGUCAGUCCAGCCAAGGGUGCUGAUUCAGAGUGGCCUAGAAGAGAGGCUUUGCUCCAGGGAUCAGUCCAGAGCUCAAUUCAGGGCUCAGUCAAUGAUUUGGAGAUCCUCUCAGCUAUGGCUAAGUUUGCCAUUAAAUACUUCAGAGUGGGGAAUAUGGGUCUUCCAGCCAGUGGAAGGAACUUUUCAGAGGUGGUUCAGCACACAAAGGUCCCCAUACAAGAGUCCCUCAUUCUCUACAAUGGUCCUGAAAUCAAUAAAUUAUCAGUCCAGUGCUUCAUGAACUUGAUGCAGUUCAUGGGUGAAAUGCCAUUGAAAAAGGAUAAAACCCAGUCAGACUGCCUUAGCCAUAUAUUAUUGCUAGGGAAAGAAAAGGAGCUGCUGCAAGAUGAACUUUACUGCCAGGUCAUCAAGCAAACCACCAACAACCCAACCAAAUCCAGUUGUACCCUUGGUUGGCGGCUACUCAGCCUGAUGACUGGGUUCUUCCCUUGCUCUGAUACUCUGCAGCCAUACAUCACACAACACCUACACAACAUCUCUCAGGACUAUGAACAUCCAUACCAAGAGCUGGCAUAUGUGUGUCUGGAUAAUGUUCAACGAUCUCUUGAUUUCGGUGGUCGCCGAAAUAUCCCCUCACAGACCGAGAUGGAAGCCAUUCUGGCUGGCAGAACUUUUCGACGCAUUCCCUUCCAGCUACCAGGAGGCGGUGAUUUCCCUAUGAAGAUACACAGCUUCAGUAUGGCAGCAGAUGUGGUAAAAGAGUUCUGUAAGGAAAUGGGCAUCUCAGAUCUCACAGAAAUCAAAGACUUCGCCAUCUUCUGCAACAAACUCAAAGAUGGAGAUGUGCGUCCUCUCCAUGCUAAGGAGUACCUCUUUGACUUUCCGCUGGAUGACAACUCCAUCUACUUGUCUCUGAGGAGAGUGAUGUGGAGAGCCCCUCUGUCCUUCAAGAGUGACCUCUAUAUGAAUUUCCACUAUCAGCAGCUCCUAGGCGACUAUCUGAAUGGGCGACUGAUCCUUCCUCCUGCUGCAGGGGGUUCCUCAUCAAUCCAGCACAUGGCAGAGCUCUCAGCUUUGCAGCAUCUGGCUCAAGGUCAAGGAAAUCAGCCCUCACUGCUAGAGAUAAAGCAGUACCUGCCCUCACAGGACGGAUUCAGCAGUAAAGCUGAGGCGAUUCAUUCCUUCUGUCUGGGUCAAAUAGCUGCAAUGCAGUCCCUCAGCCCUCAAGAUGCCAAAACAGGCUUCAUUGAGUUUAUGAGCAGUCUGCCUUUGUUUGGUUCCAACACUUUCUUGGCCCAGAAGGUGAGCCAGAGUGGCUGUCCCUCCCCCUGUGUGGUCAGCAUAAGCCAGGAGGGAGUGCUGUUUCUUGACCCUAAAACACAGGUGCAGGUGUUUAUGAUGUCUUUGGCUGAUGUACAGUCCAUGCAAACCAUCCGCCCAAAGAGACAUGGCAAAGUGCCAGCAGUCACCAUCCAUUAUGGCAAUUCAGCUUAUCCCCAAAAAGUCACCAUUCAUCUCAAACAGGCCAAGGAGUUGUGCCACAUUCUUGUUCUGAUUAUUGAAGAGUUGAUCCAGCUUUAAGUUACCAGCUCCAUUUCAAAUCACCUGUAAACAUUCUUAAUCCCACACACACAAACACACACGUUUGUACAUGUAUCUUAGAGCGGACACUCAUUGACCUAUACAUUUCCUAGCCCCCUACCCCUACCUUAACCAUCAAAACUAAUUCCUUUCCCUAAUUCUAAUCUGAUACAUGCUGCACUACACAUGCUGCACAUAAUCGGGAGAAUACGUCCCCUUCUCACUCAGAAGGAUGCACAGUUUCUGGUCAAGGCUCCGGUCAUCUCACGCCUAAACUAUUGUAACUCCCUCCUGGCAGGUCUACCUGCUAGUGCCAUCCGACCUCUGCAGCUCAUCCAGAAUGCAGCAGCUCGAAUGGUUUUUACCCUAAAUUCACUCACACUAAUCAGCUCCUUCACUGGUUACCAGUGAUUGCCUGCAUCCGUUUCAAAACAUUAGUACUUGCGUACCAUGCUGCGAACGGAUCGGGUCCAGCCUACAUCCAGGACAUGGUCAAAUAUUACAACCCAGCCCUUUCACUCCGCUCUGCAUUUGUCAAUCAGCUUAUUGCUCCCUCACUGCGAGCUAACCACUCAAAAAAAUCACGACUGCUGGCUGUCCUGGCUCCUUAAUGGUGGAAAGAGCUCCCCAUGACAUCAGGACAGCAGAAAUUAUAUACGUCUUCUGCCGCAAACUAAAUAUACAUCUCUUCCAACUAUACCUUGGAUAAAAGUUUAAUUUAGUAGCACUUAAAUGGCACCCACUUAUAGCACUUUGUGGUUUGGAUUUCUUGAAGAAAAUAGUAAUUUCUUGAUUCUUGUUAUUCAGGGUUUGAACCCUCAUGGUUGAGUGCAAUUAUUGUAAGGUGCUUUUGAUAAAAGCGUCAGCCAAAUGUAAUGUUAUAUAAUAUAAUCUAAACCCUAACCCUUAAAUGAUAAUCAGCCUAUGGGCCAGUAAGUGAGGACCGGACCAAUGUUCUCAUUUUCCAAAAUACUCUUUACUCUUUAGGGUCUAGGCUCAAAAUAGUCCACACAAAGAAACUGUAAAAGUACACACACACACACACAUGUAUAUAUAUAUAUAUAUAUAUAUAUAUAUAUAUACUGUCCUAGCUCAAAUCAGGGGACAUUACAUGAACUUGUAAUUGUAUGCUGAAAACUUACCUUAACCAUAACCCUAAUCACACAACUCACACACCCAAUUUUUACCAAAGGGGAGUUUUUUUUCUUAAUUGAUCUGUUUAGUUAUAACUCUUUGUGUUAUUGCUGAAAUUAACUGAAUACAAACAUGACUAUGCAUACAUAAGAUAAUAUUCUCUUCAGUGUUCUGUUAUCUGAGAUGAAGUACUACAGAAUUGACACAUGUGAUACUAAUAAUAUGACAGAAUUUGGAAUGUGUUCAUUUGUUAGCUGUAUGAAUAUGAAUGCUCUGAUUAUAUUCCUUUCGUGGUUUAAAAUCCAAUGAUAUCAUUACAGAUUUAAACAUCCCCAUUAUUGGAAUGUAUUUCAAUAAUAUCUUGUAAUUUUAGUACGUAUCAUUUAUAUGUAUUAAAGAAAUGUGUUGAUUCAAUUUA